Molecule: messenger RNA, 3717 nt
Organism: Dalotia coriaria
Lineage: Eukaryota; Metazoa; Arthropoda; Insecta; Coleoptera; Staphylinidae
Product: serine/threonine-protein kinase Nek8-like
Exons: 14
Coding region: 220-2496 (758 amino acids)
Biological process (GO): protein phosphorylation
Molecular function (GO): ATP binding; protein kinase activity
Source: RefSeq, a predicted model, not a curated record
GUUGCGGCGAAGUCCAGCGCCAUUUCGGCACAGUGCACUGCGCCCCGAGAUUAGUCACGCCACCACCACCACUCGGGACUGCGGGGAUGGAGCGGGAUUCCUGCGAAGGAAGACUAUCCACGCUAGUCGUAUCAAUUCCGAUCAUCCCUAGGGAAACAUAUUACGUCCUCGUACUUGUGGCUUUCAUUUGCCUGCUCACUUUUGAAUAAAAUAUUAAGCAUGUCCCGUUUACGUUCGGUGGAUCCAGGUAACGAGGACAUUAUGAAGGGAUAUGAAAGACUCAAAACCGUUGGAAAAGGGUCUUUUGGAACUGCAACUUUGUACAAACGCCUUGCAGAUGAUAUUCUUGUUGUUAUGAAACACAUUCACUUAUCGGAAAUGGCGCACAACGAACGCAACAUGGCCCUGAACGAAGUUCAAGUGAUUUCUUCCUUGGAUCACGAAAAUAUUAUAAAGUAUUUAGGAAGUUUCGAAACAGAUUCUGCUUUGGUAAUUAUCAUGGAAUAUGCAAACGGCGGCAAUCUCGCACAAUUAAUAACGUUAAAGAAAAACAACGACGAACCAAUCGCCGAAAACUCUAUUUUGAACAUAUUUUCACAGAUUUGUAAUGGGAUUGGUUACAUGCAUAUGCACAAAAUUUUACACAGAGAUUUAAAAUCGGCGAAUAUUUUUUUAACGCGCGAUGGUGUGGUGAAAAUUGGAGAUUUUGGUAUUUCAAAAAUGCUUACGACUCGUUCAGGAGCACAAACUGUAGUGGGAACACCAUAUUAUUUAAGUCCUGAAAUGUGUGAGGGAAAAGAAUACAAUGAGAAGUCUGAUAUUUGGUCAAUGGGCUGUAUUUUAUAUGAACUGAUUUGUUUGAGAAAACCGUUUGAAGCUACUACUUUACCAUCUUUAGUACAACAAAUUACUGCAGUGCAAUAUAAAGAUAUUCCCCAAACUUAUUCAGAUGGACUUCAUCGUUUAGUUCAAAUGAUUUUACAAAAAGAAUGCGAGAAACGACCCUCUGCUCAAUAUAUUUAUCAAACUAUUAUUCCUGCCAUUUAUGAGACGCUUUUAGAUGCAGAUUCUUCGAAUAGAUUAUCUUUAUCUACUAUAUUUAACCGAAGUAUUCCGAAGGACAGAUCUGUUUUGUAUGAAUUGUAUGGAUUUACAAGUGAACCAAAUUUAUAUCCCGUGAAGUUGCCACACAAACAAAUUAUUGAUUUUUCUAAUAGUGGGACACACUAUAUCGUGUUGACUAUAGAUAAACGUGUUUAUUCAUGGGGUGAAGACGUUUACGGACAAUUGGGGCACGGCCAACCAAGUGAUUAUAAAAAGUUCCCGAUUUAUGUAGAUUUUUUUCGAGGACGAAAUAUUGCCAGAUGUUUUGCGGGAGAAUCAUUCUCAAUGUUUCUGACUGAGCAUGGCACCAUUUUUACUUGUGGAGAUGGAAGAUUUGGUUGCUUAGGACAUGGAGAUUGGAAUACUACAUCAAAACCCACGUUAAUUACUUCGUUAUCAAGCGUAAAUAUUACGAAUUUAAGUUGUGGAUCGACGCAUGUGAUCGCUUUAGCAUCCAGUGGAGUGGUUUACUCGUGGGGUUCCUCAAAAGAUGGACAAUUAGGAUUAGGAGCAACACAACAUAGUUGUAAACCAACACGUGUUCAAUUGCCAAGCGAUGUAAACAUUCGAGAAGUCUUUGCUGGUUACGACAAUUCCGUUAUUCUAACAACUAGCGGGCAUAUAUUUGUUUCCGGUAGUAAUUUGAAUAACAAACUUGGUCUUGGCACACUAACUCAUUGUAAGAAAUUCGUAUUCUUGUCUGGAUUGGACGAUAAAAUUAAAGACGUUUCGUUGGCUUUUAAACAUACGGUUCUAUUGACGGAAAACGGUGAAGUUUUAUGCAUGGGAAGUAAUCAAAACCAUCAAUGCGGAAUGGGCAGGUAUGUUAAUGGCAUUUUACGAGUCUUAGAUUUACCACAAAUUCAAAUGAUAACCGCAGGUACUUGUUACACUAUAGCUGCUUCCGAAGAUAACGUAUUAUAUUUUUGGGGUACCCAUUAUCUGAAAACUUCAAAACCCCGCAAUUUUAACGAAACCUACACAAAUUUUCAAAGUAAUUCGUCUGGAUCGGGUGCGCAAUUGUUGCCACCGUUCAAGGAUGGUGAAAACAUCGCUGGGAGUUUUACGGAAGUCGAGAUGCGUUUUCGACGGUUAAAAUACGCGGUACCUGAGGAGAAUCUUAGCACAUUUAAGCCCAUAGUGCAAAUAAAACCGACACCGAUUUUGGCACUAUACGCUUCACCGGAAAAUGUAAAACAGGGGAAAAUUGUUUGGCUUGCUGGUAUUAGCGCCAAUGAUAACAGUGUUUCGGUUUUGGUGCACACAACUGCACCGCCACCCAUAAAGAAACUUGAAGAUGAUACUGGCGGACAAUCAUUACUUAUGAAUUGGAAUAAAUCGAAUCGUAUUUAUAGAAAUCAGACUUUACCGAAUACUCCACAAAUGUCUUAAAAUUAUUUUUUGAUAUGAAAGAUUGGAAAAUAGUUGCUCGUGAUUCUCAUUUUGCACCGUGUGGAAAGAUUACUUAAUUCCGCAAUUGUGAAAAAAAAAUUCAAAUUUAUCAUAUAAUUUGCUUCAUUGAAAGCAUUGGUAGGUCUAAAAUAUACUACAUUUACUCUUAAAAUUGCGAACAAUUAAACAAUUAAAUGUGAACAUCCUAGCGUCAUCUAGGUUUGAGUUUUGUGUUUUUGUAUUUUUAUGUAAACAUGCUAUUUCUUUGGAUUGGGAGGUGCAUGUACACUUUUGUGUACAUGUGACACACGGACACAGGUGCCCCUCCAUAACAAACCUGACCACUCACUGACUUCAAGUCACCUUAGAUGGCGCAGCAAUACACUUUAUUAAGUAAAAAUAGUCGCACGAUGCCGUGUGCGUACCUUGCGUUUCAUUCGGCGUGCCGCUUUCGUUAUUACAUUCGGUAAAUCGCGAUUUGUUUAAUUAAACCAUCGUCAAUAUUUCCUGUUAAUAAACGUGUCUUGUGUUUUGCUAAUGAUUUAUUGCGUGUGUAACGUGAAUUUAUUGUGUUCUAUAUUUACUGCACGCGUGUUUCCGUGAGUGCCGUUAUCCGUUGCCGUCGGACGCUGACCGUCGUUAUUCUGUGAUUUCUAAUAAUAGUGAUUAAAAUUAGUUCACAUAACAUUUUGGACUUGGGCAAUUCAAUUUUGUCGUCAAAAGCAGAUCUUGUACUUAUAUGCCGCCUGGUCGUUCCGGAACAAUUAAUGUCGAUUUGCAUCUUCACAUCUUUGAUUAAAUGGAGUCAACAAUAGUUACAGUUUGCAUACCCCUGAGGGCAGUAGCCCAUUCCUUGAUGGGUAUACACAUCAGGCCCUGACCCCCAAAGGCGGAAAGAUAGCUGAGCCGAGACCAUCAGGAUCGACCUCGGCGUGGACAGAACUGCACCUCAUUAAGUCUUCGUCAGCUACGGAUAAAAUUAAUCACACACAUAAAUAGUUUUAUAACAAACAAUUGAUUCUUAUAAUAUUUACCUCAGUUUCUCCCCGACUUUGCAAGGGUAGGAACCCAUUCCUUGAUGGGUAUACACAUCAGGCCCUGACCCGCAAGGGUGGAAAGCUGGCUGAUUUUGGACCAUCAGGAUCAACCUCGGCGUGGACGGAUAACAUAUUCUUCUUCGGCUCCUGAUAACAAUAAAAAAAUAAAUAAAAUCAAAUAUUA